Molecule: messenger RNA, 520 nt
Organism: Daphnia magna
Lineage: Eukaryota; Metazoa; Arthropoda; Branchiopoda; Diplostraca; Daphniidae
Product: repetitive proline-rich cell wall protein-like
Exons: 2
Coding region: 107-418 (103 amino acids)
Source: RefSeq, a predicted model, not a curated record
ACAGUAUAAAUACGAUUGGAAUCACUGUGUUCCUCACUAUCUCCAACCUGACGGUCUAGCAUCUCAUCACUCUUCAAAUUCGGCUCUACUUUUCAUUUCAGCUAAAAUGGCCAUCACCAGUUUCCUUAUGUGCUUCUUGGCUGUUGUCAUGACCGUUGCUGGUGAACCUACCGGAUACAGGCCGGCAAUGGCUUACCAAGCUCCGGCCUACAAAGCUCCGGCGUAUCAGGCACCUGCUUACCAGGCUCCUGCUUACCAGGCUCCUGCUUACAAGGCUCCUGCUUACAAGGCUCCUGCUUACCAGCCUCCUGCUUACCAGCCUCCUGCUCCCAAAGCACCUGCUUACAUGGCCCCUGCUUACAUGGCCCCUGCUUACAUGGCCCCUGCUCCUUCGUAUAAAGCAGCUGCAGCUUACUAGUUUUCAGCCAAACUUCAAAAUCAAAAUCGUGUGAGCCAUUCUCUUAAAUGAAAUGAAAAUCUAGAGGACCUAUCUAUUUAUGUCUUCAACUACUUCUACUUA